This is a messenger RNA of Penaeus chinensis, 4213 nucleotides long. Its product is annotated as lysosome membrane protein 2-like. The annotation marks the transcript as partial. Lineage: Eukaryota; Metazoa; Arthropoda; Malacostraca; Decapoda; Penaeidae. Gene Ontology annotation, cellular component: lysosome; cytoplasm; membrane. The record is from RefSeq and is a predicted model, not a curated record. The transcript is spliced from 9 exons. Gene Ontology annotation, molecular function: scavenger receptor activity.
UAUAUAAAGCAAGAAUUUUUAGAAGGUGCAAAACCUGUUCUGCAAGAAGUUGGGCCAUACUGCUAUAGAGAGCACUGGGAGAAAGUAAAUGUUGGAUUUCACAACAAUGGAACAGUGUCCUAUGAGACUCAAAAGCACUACUACUUUGAAAGAAGUCAUUCCACAGGAUCUGAAGAUGAUGUGAUAGUCACUCUGAAUAUUCCUAUGCUAGCUGCAGUGUCCCAGGUCCGGUUCAAACCAAGGCUAGCUCAGUUAGCCAUAGACUCCUUACUCACUGUUCUCAAAGAGGAACCCAUUGUGGCUCAUACAGUUGGGGAAUUUAUGUGGGGUUAUGAUGACCCUCUGCUCAAAAUUGCCAAGAAUCUUCUGCCUCCAGAGGAACGUAUGCCUUUUGAUAAGUUUGGAUUCUUUAUUAAUCGAAAUGGCUCUACUGACGGGGUAUUUAAUGUCUUCACCGGAGAGGGAGAUAUCACUAGAUAUACAACUAUCAAUACAUUCAACCACAAGAAAUAUCUUGAUUUUUGGAAGACAGAAGAAUGUAACAUGAUAAAUGGCACAGAUGGUUCAUCAUUUCCUCCUGGUGUGACAGAGGACUCUGUUCUUUAUAUGUUUAAUGAAAAUCUGUGUCGUUCCAUCCCUCUUACUUUCUGGCACAACAAGGAGACCUUUGGAAUGAAAGCACUAAGGUUCUCUCCCCCACGAAAUAUCUUUGAUGUCACACCAGAGAAUGACUGCUAUUGUGUAGGAGGUCCACCAUGCCUUGGAGGAGGGGUUUUUAACAUCAGUACUUGCAAAUUUGGGUCACCUACUGUUAUUUCAUGGCCACAUUUCUACCAGGCAGACAGAAAGUACAGGGAAGCUGUUGUUGGAUUGAAGCCAGACCCAGAGAAGCAUGCAAUGUACAUUGAUGUGUCACCCAGAACAGGAUCACCACUCAGUGCUGAGGCUCGCUUGCAAAUUAAUGUAGCUGUUCCUCAUGUUCCUGUGAUCAAACCAGCAGCAAUGCUUCGAGAGAUGAUAUUCCCAAUUGUUUGGUUUGAAGAUGGAGUGACAGAACUUCCCAGUGAAAUUGUAGAGUUAUUACAGGUUGCAGAAAAUGUACCAGAGGUGACAAAAUCCAGCCUGUUAGUAGCCUUCUUUGUCCUUGGAGGUGUUUUGGUUUUGGGAGUAAGUGUGUCUUUGCUUGCUGAGCACUUUGACUUACCUUUACCAUUCUUGAAUCCUAACUAUAGUACUAGCGAAAGUGCCAUAGACAAGGCAAGUGAUCGACCACAGGGUAAUUCUCCCAAGAGAGAGCUCUCUGGCCAUUCAAACCCUGCCAUGACAGACGACGGGGAUAAAGAUGCAGCAUGACGCCUUUGGACAGUCCCACACACAAGCAACAGCAACAACUGUUUGAGAAGUAGUUAUUACCCAAGUAGAUAUUACUGUACAGGCUAUCCUACUUGUACUCCUUCUUUAGAUCUCUGUAGUCAGCACAGGAUGUUUUGGCCUGUAAGUGCUGGAGUAGCCUCUUAUUGGUCAACUUGGCAGGAAGCCUACCCAAUGUAUCUCUAUAAUGUGCAAACCAAUUCAUCCCCUCAUCAUUCUCAAAACUUUAGGCUUAAUGCAUACAAUCACCCUUAUUCAGCUACACAUAUGUAUAAUAGAACUACAAAUAGAUUUUAUUCAGAGAGGUAGAUGUAUUGGUAGCUUUGUGAAAGGAAAUUUUUCUUCCAGGUGUAGAUUUUAUUAUACAUAAUUCAAACAUCUUUUUGGAUUCUAGUGAUUCUUGGAAAAAGUAUUUGAAAUGAUUGUGAUUGUACUCACAUUUACACACACACACACACACACACACACACACACACACACACACACACACACACACAUAUAUUAUACAUAAACAUGCACAUUUAGCUUUAAGAUAAUUGGACAAUCAGGUGGUUGAAUCCUAGGAUUAGAAGGUCUUCAGAGUUGCAAAUGUUUUAGAGAGAGUAUAAAGUGCUUUAUCAUGUAACUCAUCCUUAAGAGUUUAAUGUAGCAGUUUAGCUAAUACUUCCCACUGUUAAGGAUUCAUAUAAUUUCAUCAAGUAAUGACAUGCCGGUAUAAUGAUUUGGUAAUUCUGAUUAAUUGAUUUGAUCAUAUACCUUCUAAAGUGGUAAUAAUUUUUAAUGUGAGGUACUUCAGAAGGAGAGUAUUAACUGAAGCUUCCAGGUAAAUAGGUCUUCCUAAUAAUCUUAAGUAUAUAUUUUUUCUAUAGAGUUGUAGAUUAAUUAAAAAAAACAAAAUGGGAUGUGCAAUUCUGUCUUCGAUUGUAGACAAAUAAGGCAGUGGUAGUAGAAUUUGAUCUUUUGGUUACCUCUUCCCAUUUGUCCAGACCAUCUUUUUGCCCAAUUAUAUACAUAUAUUUUUUUAUUUGAGGUAUUCAGUAAACUUAACAUCUGAUUAAGUUUUCACUUAAUUAGAUUUCAGGAAUCUUCAUUAUCAAUCAUAUAUCAAACCAAGCGUGAACAUUUAAGGCACUGGGUCUAUUAUGUGCAUCUUCUCAAUAUUGCUGUUUUCCUUUAUUAUAAACAUAUUUAUUUCUUUAGUAUAUAUUGCACAAGAUAAAGGAGGAUUUUUCUUCUUUGGUUCAUCUCUUCUUUUUUUCUUUUUCUUUUUUCCUUUUUUUAGAAUCUCAUAAAUUGUUACUCUAUGAAUUCUUAUAACAGAUAUCUUGCUUCGCAUAUUUGUUAUAUAAUUUUCUCUGUACAGUUGUUAUAUACUUGAAAAAAGUUCAUCACAUUAGAGAGGAAUUUUCUAGAACAUCAUUAAAAUAUGAUAGAACUGUGGGACUGUCCAUACUUUGGUUGAUAAUCACAAACAAUAAUAUUAGGGCUGUUUGGAGAGAAUUAGAAGCGUGCACAAACUGUGGUAGAAAUGUGUGUUUGUGUGUGUGCGUGUGUGUGUGUGUGUGUGUGCAUGUGUGUGUGUGUGUGCGUGCGUGAAGUAGCUAGUUAGGCAAGUGCCUUAUAGGAACAUUUUUUUAAACUGUUAAGUCAGUGUUGUUUUACAUGGGUAUGCUUGUUAUUUGUGAUAUUAAAGGUAAUAUGUCUGUUGUUAAGGUUGAUUGGUGUUUCCUUAUAUUUUAUGUGAAAGAGAGUGCACAAAAGUAGCCAAUGUUUUUGUGCAAUAGAUGCCUAUAUUCUGCCAAUUUUCCAAUUUUAUCUUCAUUAUAGAUGAAAUGACUGUGAUUUUUGUUGAUGUUUUAAUUGAUCUGAAGAUUUUUUUUUCAAUCUCCUGAUGCAAUUUUGAUUUUGAUUUUUUUUUUUUUUUAGAAAAGUUAUAUUUUUAUUAUUUAGUGCAUAAUUGUAAGACAGUCUUUUCCCCAUAUACUGUAUAUAUAGUUAUGCAUAUAGUACAUUCCAGUACUUGAUAGAAGAUUGAUAUUCCAAAUAUGUGUUGUGUUCUCUACUCAUUCAGUGAUUGCAUCAGUCACUGAGUACCUGGUUGUCUUCCAUAAGGAACAUGAUAGGUAACUACAAAGGAAUAUGGUAAUGAGCUAAACUGGUUGUGAAAGUAAUAUGUAUUUUUAUUGUGCAGUGUGAAUGAGGAUAUGAGCAUCUGCUCUUUAUUUCCAAUUGUUUAAGUUGAAAUGGCCAUUUAAUUGAAAUGUUAUUAAGGUUUGAAAAAUUAAUCCAUGUCGGCAUGAUGCUGAAGAUAAUGUUUUAAUAUUCAAAUAAUGCCUUUUCAUUUUUCAAAAAAAAAAAAAAAAAAAAAAAUGAAGGUUUAAUAUACAUGGAUAUGAAAUCUCAAAACAUUAGAAAGGUUUUGCAUCACAAUUAAUGUUAUCAUAUAUAGUUUAUUUGUAUUUAAGCUCAACUUUUUAAAUAAAUCAAUACUAUACUGUAUAUUGUGUUUAAAGAUGUGGCAUAAAUAUUCUGUAAGAUGAGACUUGAGUUCUUGUCUUAUGCAAACAAGGAUUAAAUGGAGAUCAUGUAUUUUAAAUGAACAAAUUUUUAUUCCAUAUUGAUUCUUAAUUUAUAAGGUAAAAAACAUAUUUUUCAAUUUUGAUAUGUAAAUAAAGCUGAAUAGUAUUUGUGAAUACAUUUUGAUGGUUGUUUUUUCAACUUUAUUUUUGUAUGACAAGACUGUUUUAAUGUGUACUUUUGUGCCUCUAUGAUUGCACACAUGAUAAUGACCAUGAAAUAUAUAAUGUCUUUUUUCACUUUUCAAUAAAGGAUUUACCUUUAA